Molecule: messenger RNA, 171 nt
Organism: Brugia malayi
Lineage: Eukaryota; Metazoa; Nematoda; Chromadorea; Rhabditida; Onchocercidae
Source: the annotation of a RefSeq genome assembly
CAUUCAAAACAUAGUGUUAUGCACAAGUUAUUUGAAGAAGGAAUACCAAUUUGGAUUGAUUACAAUCCAGAAAUCGCUCAUAAUAGAAUAUUAAUUAUGAUGACCACAAGGUUAUUACAGGGUCGUCCAAUCUCAGUGAUACAGCUGAAGAAAGGAAUGCUGAAAAAUUAC